AUGAAACCUCAUUCGAAAUAUCUUUUCAUGGGAUGUCUUUUAAUCCUGGCAAGCUUCAUUCUGGUUGCCUAUAGAUAUUCAAUACGGACUUCUCUUCAUCUUCCCACACAACAAUUAACAUGUUCAACAAACUUUGACAUGUGGCACGAUUACACAUAUCAUUUACACAAGGAUGAAAAGCUUCCUCUCCUACCUCACGAAUACGAAUACUACAGUCAGGGUAUUCUAAAUUCAGAUGAAUUACAUCAUUAUCCAUCAUUAAAAUCACUCAUUGAAAGUAAUUGUGAUGAAAAUAGAGGAAAAAGUUUAAUAGAAAUUUGGUCAACAGAUGACAACGAAUUCACACUUCUUUCCUUUGAGUUCUUGUCAAAACCAUCAAAUAGUCAUUUGAAAAGGAUAUUCUUCUCACAAUUAACGAGUGCUUUGGAUACAAGUCAAUCGAAUGGAAAGUUUAAACAUGAUUUUCAUGAGGACGAAACUAUCUAUUCGAUAAUAUUUAAUCCAACAACAAAACGAUAUGAAAUUAGUAAGAAAUUACCAACUCUAUUGGUACAUAUGGUCUUUGCACACAAUGUUGAAUUUAGAGACGAUUUCGUUUCGUAUCCAAUAGUUUCAGAGGAAUCCAGACGAAAGUAUUGUCCCAACAAUUGUCAGAACCAUUUAUGUUCUAUUUGUGAGGAAUCCACCAUAAAGAAAAACGAAAGCAAAGUCUUCUUUUCAAGACCUUGGUGUUUCAAACCAAAUUUAAAUUUCGGAAUUUUGUCAAUUGAGGAUGGAAUUUAUGAUUUUGGAGUUUCUAAUAGACACGUUACAGGAAGUUUAUUUGAUAAGAAUGGUAAUAUCCUAAUCAUGUCAACUCCACAUUCGCUCAAGUUUGAUUAUCAAGCUUCAGUUAAGUUUGAACCAAUGUUUGCAAUGGUUGGAGUUUCGUAUAAUCCAACAGCUGCUGGUCAUUUUCCAAUUGAAGUUUUACCGAGAAUAGUUUUUAUGAGUUAUUUCUUACCUCUCCAUAUUCCUAUUCUGAUGAAUGAUAUUGGAAAGAAUAGACGAAUUAUUGAAUCUUUUAAAGAGCUGGGAAUUAUACAUCCAAAGAGAAAGAUAAUUUGGGCUAGAGUGGGUCAUUAUUAUAUUGGAAAGAGAGUUUAUUUCUUACAUUCGAAGGAUGAUUACGCUGCUUUAACACCUGAUAUUGUAAUGAGAAUAGUUUCGACAAUUUAUUCGAAAUUUUUUAAAAAGUUACCAAAUCCAAUUCAACAAAAUCCUAGAGAAUAUAUUCUGGUUGUGGAUCGAUCAGAUAUUGGUAAUAGAAUGAUUACUAAUCAAGACGAAAUGAUCAACAGCUUGAAAGAGUUUACAACGCCUUUAAAUAUUGAUAUAUUCCUGUCAAAUUAG
Messenger RNA from Naegleria gruberi, 1392 nucleotides. RefSeq lists its product as uncharacterized. The coding region runs from base 1 to 1392 and encodes 463 amino acids. The record is from RefSeq and is a predicted model, not a curated record. Lineage: Eukaryota; Heterolobosea; Eutetramitea; Acrasida; Naegleriidae. The transcript has a single exon.